UAUCUGCUGGAGAAGUUGUUUUCACCAGAUCGCCUCUUUUAUCGAACUUAUGAACAUAACAAAUGAAGGCCACUCUGGCAAUGCCAGUGUACUACGUGCGCCUAGUGACGAUGAUAACGAGUCGGUGGGUUUUUUGGCCUCCAAUUCCGGGCACAGACGCCUUCCGAAGCAUCUCCACAACAAGAACACCUCACAAACAAUCGUAUACAUACUAGGUUGGUAUAUUUUUUCCUUAUCGAUUUCCAUAUACAAUAAGUGGAUGUUUGGACCUGGAUUGAACUUCCGCUUCCCCAUAAUUAUCACGUCCUUCCAUCAGUUUUGUUUGUUCCUUUUGAGUUGUUUGGUGCUAUAUGUCAAUCCUCUGUUACGACCAAAGUUGCAAUCGUCUGAAACCCUAUCCCACUCGCCAUUUUCGAGACUUUUCCUGAUUCCGGCACUUUUGUACUUGAAGCAAAUUGUACCGUGCUCUUUGGCAUCGGCUGGGGAUAUUGGGAUCUCGAAUCUUUCUAUUAUGUUUGUGUCGCUCAGCUUGUACACGAUGUUAAAGACACUGUCGUUGAUGUUUGUGCUUUUAUUUGGGCUUCUUUUCCGCCUUGAAAAGUUCCACUGGCGGCUCUUGGCCAUUGUCUCGGUUAUGACAUGUUCUGUGGUAUUAAUGGUUAAACGGCCAAACAACGUAGGCCAAAAUGAUGAGGAAAAUAGCCCUACAGGUAUUAUACUAGUGCUUUUGGCGUCAAUAAUGUCGGGAUUACGGUGGUCGUUCACUCAGCUCUUACUCCGCAACAACCCACACACGCCCAAUUCCAUCGUGACUAUCUUUUACUUGUCGCCGUCGAUGUGCUUGGUGUUACUCGUCAUUGGACUUGUGGUCGAAGGCUGGAGCAACUUUUUGGCAUCCGAGAUCUGGGAACUUAAAGGAGUUCUAACCACCAUUGGCCUAUUGGUGGUACCUGGAAUUCUUGCCUUCAUGAUGACUCUAUGUGAGUUCAAGCUCUUACAGGUGUCACAGGUCAUCACCUUAUCGGUGGCAGGGAUUUUCAAGGAACUAAUGACGAUUUGCUUGAGCUCGAUAAUUUUUGGCGACCGUUUGAGCGUGGUGAACGUGGUGGGGCUUGUGAUCACGUUCUUAGACAUUCUCUGGUACAAUUGGUUCCGGUACAGUCAGAACAAGUAUGCUCCACUCAAAGAAAUCGAGAUGCGAAAGCUAUAGAUGAAAAAUAUAGACUAUUUAUUUGCAUAUAGUACAAAGAUAAGGAUGCCAUGUCUACACCGCUAGAAGCACAGCCGGGAACACUACCAAUACUAUCAACUGCCAGAGCGAAUGGUGGUUAGAACCAGACCCGUUCUUGCUAUGACUAUCCUCCAGCGCCGCCGUCGCCGACGACGAGUCCAGCGUCAGCUCCUGGGCGUUCUGUGUCACCACAACCUCGCCCGAUGAAAUCAAGACUCCCGAUAAUCGCGCGGGAAUCGUUAACGAUUCGGCCUGGCUGCCUCCAGCCUCGUAGCUCAAAGUCAUGGAGUUUUCGCGCGAUGCGGUGGUUGCAAAAGGAAUGGUGCCGGGAGAAAUCUCACUAAUCAGCUCCACGGACUCUUUUGAAAAAUUGAACCCAUUGUCUGGCUCGUACGGGCUCAAUGUGUUGUCGUCGUCCGGGAAGUAGUCUGAGUACUUCACCUGAACCCCUUUGUUGGCACGGGCCAAGCCGAUGGUGCCUCCCUCAUGGUCCACCGCCAUAAACACCGACUUCAUUGCCGAAAGUCCCAACGUCGCGUACGAUCCCGUCAUCGGGAGUACGCUGAGGAAACAAGCAUCGGCCCCAUUGGAGAACGUCAACUGUUUUUCGUAGAUGACGGCAUUGAUCAAAAUGUCGUCAAUCGGCACUUGAAUCAAAAGCUCGUGCAUCUGGAAGUUGAGAGUGGCAUGGGUCUCACGAAUGGUAUCACACUGAACGAUCCAUCGAGCCACCUCGUCGUUGUAGAAGGCAUUAGUUUGGAUCGCCAAGUUGACAAUCACCAGGAGGGGGAUCGAGUUGUAGAUUGUUCUCAGGUCAAACACCGCUGCCAAUACCGUCAGUUUUGACUGCAAGCUCUGCGACUCACCCCCCAGGCUCUCGAUUAAGAUAUCCGUGAGCUCAAAGCUCGGAAGCACCAUCAGCUGCACCCGACGGUUACCGUACGCCGCUAGGGCCAGGUCGUCGUCGAACCGUGUGCCCUCGAUGUCCAACACGUUGAACUGGUACAAAUCUCCCGUGUAGUAUUUGGAGUUGACGGCUCCUGGGAAAACCAUCGCGAAAGAAACAUUCGAGUUGGCGAAGUUAUUGAAAUACAACGAGUAGCUCAGGUGUGAGAUGACACCGCUGUCGACCAACCCGGCCAUGAUACCGGUAUCGGUGUUGUUAUUGUGUGCGAGGCCAAAGCCGCCUACAUAGACGUUUGACGUGUCGGCAUCGAUGAACUGGAAGUCUUUAAGUUCUACCAACUGCUGGUUGGAGCUGGCCACACUGAAAUUACCGGUAAGAACCUCACCCGUAGCGUUGAUCAGGUCUAUGUAUGCCACCGCCACUUCCUCCGCUGGCUGGUACCCGCCGUAGUCGGGCUCUGCCACCGUGGCGUUGGUGCUCGUGGUGAACAACCCAGCAUCUCCGCAGUAUAAAGCAG
Molecule: messenger RNA, 2655 nt
Organism: Yamadazyma tenuis ATCC 10573
Lineage: Eukaryota; Fungi; Ascomycota; Pichiomycetes; Serinales; Debaryomycetaceae
Source: RefSeq, a predicted model, not a curated record